Messenger RNA from Apus apus (common swift), 1274 nucleotides. RefSeq names its product complement C1q like 3 (gene C1QL3). Lineage: Eukaryota; Metazoa; Chordata; Aves; Apodiformes; Apodidae. The coding region runs from base 16 to 783 and encodes 255 amino acids. Gene Ontology annotation, molecular function: protein binding. The transcript is spliced from 2 exons. The record is from RefSeq and is a predicted model, not a curated record.
GCGCUGGGGGUGGUGAUGGUGCUGCUGCUGGUGAUCCUGAUCCCGGUGCUGGUCAGCUCGGCCGGCACCUCGGCGCACUACGAGAUGCUGGGCACCUGCCGCAUGGUCUGCGACCCCUACGGCGGCACCAAGGCGCCCAGCACGGCGGCCACGCCCGACCGCGGCCUCAUGCAGUCCCUGCCCACCUUCAUCCAGGGGCCCAAGGGGGAGGCCGGCCGGCCGGGCAAAGCGGGGCCCCGCGGCCCGCCGGGGGAGCCGGGGCCGCCCGGCCCGGUGGGGCCGCCGGGUGAGAAGGGCGAGCCGGGCCGGCAGGGCCUGCCGGGCCCUCCCGGGGCGCCGGGGCUGAACGCGGCGGGGGCCAUCAGCGCCGCCACCUACAGCACCGUCCCCAAGAUCGCCUUCUACGCCGGCCUCAAGCGGCAGCACGAGGGCUACGAGGUGCUCAAGUUCGACGACGUGGUCACCAACCUGGGCAACCACUACGACCCCACCACCGGCAAGUUCACCUGCUCCAUCCCCGGCAUCUACUUCUUCACCUACCAUGUGCUCAUGCGGGGCGGCGACGGCACCAGCAUGUGGGCCGAUCUCUGCAAGAACAACCAGGUUCGAGCUAGUGCAAUUGCUCAGGAUGCUGAUCAGAACUACGACUAUGCCAGUAACAGCGUGGUUCUUCAUUUGGAGCCAGGAGAUGAAGUUUACAUUAAAUUAGAUGGAGGAAAAGCACACGGAGGAAACAACAACAAAUACAGCACAUUUUCUGGAUUUAUUAUUUAUGCUGACUGAUAAUGAGUAAAGAGACCCACCAAACCAGUCCAAAAAUGAAGCUAGCUCUUCUAAGCAAUGGAUUUGCGUGGCAGAAGUCAGUGAAACAAGCACCCCCGCAGAGAGCGACCACCGAGCACCUCAGCAGUGGGGAAAAAAGUCCAAUGCUACCUGAUUCACAUCUGUCCAACACAGAGAAACCUUAUGUUAAAAAAUUACAAAACAAGUUAAACAGAUGUGUGAUCCACUACCGCCAAAGCAAAUACUUCCUCAUUGUUAGUGUCCAUGUGAAUAAAGUCCUUCAUAGAUGAAAUUUUUAUAGAAAAAAAAUCACACCUAAGGAUGCUGAGUUAUUUCUUCAGUGUAUAUGAUACUUUGAUGUGUUAUGAUCUUGCUGCUUUAUCCAUACUUCAGCUUUGGUUCUUGUGACUUACUUGCUAACAAUGAUGCUUGGAGUCCACUCAUAGUGUGGGGAGGAAUGUUUUUACAAUAAAAGGAAGAAGUAAUCAAAA